This is a messenger RNA of Clonostachys rhizophaga, 771 nucleotides long. The record is from the annotation of a GenBank genome assembly. NCBI's taxonomy places the organism in Eukaryota, Fungi, Ascomycota, Sordariomycetes, Hypocreales, Bionectriaceae.
AUGCCGGGCGAACAAGAUAACCGGAAAAUCCUUGCCGCCUGCCGCAAUGGAGACCAGCAGGCAUUGGAGAGCCUGCUCCAGGAAUUCGACAUUGGUCCUGACCACUGCCAGUUGUAUAUGAACCAGUCUAUCCCGGAGGAGCAGCAGACGCCUAGAGUCCACGAAAUGCUCGCGGCUGCCAUCCGGGGACAGCACCUAGACAUGGUCAAGUUUCUGUUCUCAAGGUUCCACAACACCAGCCUGGGCACCCUGCUAGGCUUGGCCAUCAGGAUGGGCGACGUGCAGUUCGUCGAGGGCCUGUGCAGCAUCGACCCCGACUCGGCCGAUUCGGAGGAUGAUUAUAGUAGUAUUCUUUUCUACACCGUGAUCUCUGGGGAUGAGAGGAUGGUCAGCAUCUUGCUAAAGGCCGGAGCAGACCCCAACAGGUCGGCCUGCCGGGCGUUACCGUGGAAUGUCGCGUACUAUGCCGUGACCGGGCAGAAGCCGGCAUCGAUGUUCGAGUUGUUCUUCGACCAUGGGUAUUUCGUUGAUCACUGGACCCUGCGUCAGGCCGUGGAGAGCGAGCGCCUGGACGUGGUCGAGGUGCUUCUCAGGAGAGGCAAGGCCUUUCAUUUACGGCGGGCAACUCCGGUGAAGGAGCUUCUGGGCCUAGCCGAAGAGAAUAAGGACUGGGAGAUGGUUGAGAUGAUCCAGAGAAUGCAUCCGGACGGGCAAAAGAGACCGGGGAAGGGUCUUGUGGACAGGAUUCUCAAGCUCUUCAACUUAAAAUGA